Enhydra lutris kenyoni (northern sea otter) is the source of this 2103-nucleotide messenger RNA. Its product is annotated as leukocyte immunoglobulin-like receptor subfamily B member 3. The transcript has 13 exons. NCBI's taxonomy places the organism in Eukaryota, Metazoa, Chordata, Mammalia, Carnivora, Mustelidae. Gene Ontology annotation, biological process: cytokine-mediated signaling pathway. The record is from RefSeq and is a predicted model, not a curated record. The coding region runs from base 1 to 1872 and encodes 623 amino acids. Gene Ontology annotation, molecular function: inhibitory MHC class I receptor activity.
AUGGCCCCCACCCUCACAGCCCUGCUCUGUCUUGGGCUGAGUGUGUGCCCCAGGACCCGAGCACAGGCAGGGACCCCCCCCAAACCCACCAUCUGGGCUGAGCCCAGCUCUGUGAUGCCCUGGGGGACACCUGUGACCAUCUGGUGUCAGGGGAGCCUGGAGGCCCAGGAGUACCACCUGCAUAAAGAGGGAGAGUCAAGGACCUGGGACAGACAGAAGCCGCUGGCGCCCAGGGACAAGGCUAAGUUCUCCAUCAAACACAUGACAGAUGUACAUGCAGGAAGAUAUCACUGUACCUACUUCAGUCCCACCGGCUGGUCAGAGUACAGUGGCCCCCUGGAGCUGGUGGUGGUGACAGGAUCCCAUGGCCAACCCAGCCUCUCAGCCCUGCCCAGCCCUGUUGUGACCUCAGGAGGGAACGUGACCCUGCAGUGUGCCUCACGGAUGGGAUUCCACAGGUUCGUCCUGAUGAAGGAAGGAGAGCGCCAGCCCUCCUGGACCCUGGUCUCCCAGUCAGUCCCCAGUGGGGGGACCCAGGCCCUGUUCCCUGUGGGCCCCGUGACCCCCAGCCUCAGGUGGACGUUCAGAUGCUACGGCUAUUACAGCAACACCCCCCAGAUAUGGUCGGACCCCAGUGACCCCCUGGAGCUGCUGGUCUCAGGUGUGUCGGGGAAGCCCUCCCUCCUGACCCAGCAGGGCCCUGUUGUGACCUCUGGACAGAGCCUGACCCUCCAGUGUCGCUCUGAUGUCAGCUACGAGAGAUUCGCUCUGUCCAAGGAGGGGGCACCUGACCUUCCACGGCAGCUUGGCCGGCAGACCCACGCUGGGAUCUCUGGGUCAGACUUCCCCCUGGGCCCUGUGAGACCCUCCCACGGGGGCCGGUACACAUGCUAUGGUGGACACACCCUCUCCUCCAAGUGGUCGGCCCCCAGUGAACCCCUGGACAUCCUGGUCGCAGGACAGCUGCCCUACACACCCUCCCUCUCGGUGCAGCCGGGACCCACGGUGGCCCCAGGAGAGAAUGUGACCCUGCUGUGUCAGUCACGGAGCCCUGUAGACACUUUCCUUCUGUCCAAGGAGGGGGAAGCCCAUCCCCCGCUGCGUCUUAGAUCACAGUACCGAGCUGGGCAGCACCAGGCUGAAUUCCCCAUGAGUCCUGUGACCUCAGCCCAUGGGGGGACCUACAGGUGCUAUAGCUCUGCCAGCACCUCCCCCUACCUGUUGUCCCAGCCCAGUGACCCCCUGGAGCUCCUGGUCUCAGGACCCUCUAUGGACCCCAGCCCCCCGACCACAGGGCCAGGCUCAGCAGAUGGUCCCCACUGGUACCUGUACGUCCUCAUCACGGCCUCAGUGGCCUUCGUCCUGCUGCUCAGCCUUCUCGUCCUCCUCCUAGUUCACCACCAGCGUCGGGUCAAAGGCAGGAAGCCGGGGGCUGCAGACCCGGAGCCCAAGGAAAGAGGCCUGCACAACAGCUCCAGCCCAGUCCCUGCCACCCAGGAGGAGAGCCUCUACGCUUCCAUGCAAGACAUUCAGCCUGAGGAGGGGGUGGAGCUGGACCAUCGGAACACACAAGAUGAAGACCCCCAGGGACCAACGUACGCCCAGGUGAGCCGGUCAAGAUCAAGACUCAGCUGGGGACUGGCCACUUCUCCUUCCCCCGUGUCGGAGGGACUGUUGGACUCAGAGGACAGACAAGCAGAGGAAGACAGGCAGACGGACUGUCAGGUUACUGCGUCUGACACAUCCCGGGAUGUGACCUACGCCCAGCUGAACUGCUUGACCCUAAGACAGGAGACAAGGGCAUCCCCUCCCUCCCAAUCAGGGGAGCCCCCAGCAGAGCCCAGUGUGUAUGCUGCUCUGGCCAUCCGGUAGCCCAGGAGGGGCCCAGACCCCACACUCCAGGAAGGGGGGAACCACAGGGACCCUGGAAGGCACAGGAGCUGCCCAUAGUGGGUGUCACUUAAUGAUGACCCCAGCCAGCCUGGACUCUUCACAUGGACCAGUAAGAACUCCUGGGACCCUCUGGGAGUCACUGAUUCUGCCAUCAAAGAUAAUAAUACCCCUACACUUUGGAAAUCAAAGCAACAGACUUCCCAAUUACCC